AUGCUCCCUCUCCUACUCCUGUCCACCUUGUCAGUCGCCCUCGUCGGAGCCUCUCCCAUCUCAACAAGAGCCAACGACACUGUCCCCCGCAUACCGCAGGUCACCAUCAUCCCUUCUACCUCGAACGGAGAAGGUAUCACUCUGACAGGUGUUGCUUACCCUCAAUUCAAACAGGAUGUGUACCUCGGUAUCCCGUUUGCUGAACCUCCGGUUGGAGAUUUGAGAUUUCGUCCUCCUCAAUCAAAAGUCUACAAUAGCUCAUCUUUCAACGCUACCGUCCAAUCACCUGCCUGUCUCCAGAACCCAAACACCUCCCUAUCCGGGGAUAGCGGGAUAAGCGAAGAUUGCUUGUAUCUCAAUGUCUAUACUCCAGAGGGAUGGGGUCCUCAAAGUCCUCCUAUCCCAGUCAUGGUGUGGAUAUACGGAGGGUCGUAUCAAGCUGGAGCGACGAGCAGCUACAACGCCACGGCUCUUAUGGCAAGAGGAAUGGCGACGAACAGGCCUUUCAUUUUUGUCGCUGUGGCCUAUCGGCUGAAUAUCCUUGGAUUUGGCUAUGGCGCCGAAAUUGCUACUAAUAACGCCGCCAAUCUUGGUCUCAGAGACAUCACUCUCGGCCUUCAGUGGGUUCAGGACAAUAUAUGGGCAUUCGGUGGAGAUCCGACACAAGUCACGGCGUUCGGUCAAUCGGCAGGGGCUAUCUCCAUCUCUUUGUUGUAUCUUAACCAAAAUACCACCCUAUUCCGAUCAGCUAUAAUGGAAUCAGGAGCACAAAGCGUAGCUCCAUUGGGUCCCACUGCAACCACGUGGCAAGUAGGCUACGACCUGCUCACCGAGUUUUCCGGAUGUGCUGCUGUUGCCGCGGCAGCCGUGGCAGGCAAUAGUACCUCGAACUCGACGACUGUCGUUGGCUCCGCUGCUUACAAUCAAUCCACCUUUGAAUUAGGCCCAAGCAUCGAUGGAGACCUCAUCCCAGACUCGCCCCAUACAAUGCUGCAGGAAGGCAAAUUCGCUCAAAUCCCUUUCAUCUCCGGUAAUUGUCUGGAUGAGGGAACUUCGUUCGUGCCUACAUCCGUGACGAACGAAACCCAGGUGGGCCUGUACAUUGAAGCGGCCGAACCAGUACAUCCCAACGUGUCAAUCAUUGGAGAUCUGUUUCAGCUAUACCCGAACAAUGCUACGUUGGGAUCACCAUAUGGGACCGGCAAUGAGACGUUCGGCUUCGCUCCUGAAUUCAAACAAAUCGCUGCCAUUGUCGGUGACGCGCAAUUCCAGGCCAAUCGUCGAUGGUUCCUCGAACAAGCUAGGGCGCAUGGACAAUCAGACACUUGGUCAUACCUCUGGACUGAGCCACCGGCGGGACUUGCAGCGUACAGGGGAGUGGCUCAUAGUUCGGAGGUCUACUAUGUGUUUGGGUUUACUACACCGGAAACAGGUUAUAAUGCUUCACAGGUUGCUUUAGCGAGUCGAGUGGAGGAUUACUGGAUCAACUUUGCUUAUUAUACCGAUCCCAACGGUCCUUCUGGUACGACCUCAAACCUGACAUACUGGCCGGCGUAUGGCUCCAAUUCCACCAUGUUGCAAUUUGCCGCGGGUAACGACACGCUCAUCCCUGAUACGUACCGCAAGACUCAGAUGGACUUCUUUAAUGGUAACCCUACCGCUUUCAAUUAUCGACGUUCAUUGUACGGCUGA
Messenger RNA from Tremella mesenterica DSM 1558, 1692 nucleotides. RefSeq lists its product as uncharacterized. The transcript has 11 exons. Bases 1 to 1692 code for a protein of 563 amino acids. NCBI's taxonomy places the organism in Eukaryota, Fungi, Basidiomycota, Tremellomycetes, Tremellales, Tremellaceae. The record is from RefSeq and is a predicted model, not a curated record.